AAAGAAACUUCUAUAAUUUUCCCUCCAAUCUCUUCUCAUUCACUUCAACAAAUACAUCCAAAACUCAAAUUUUAUCUACACCACUUGUAAGGUUGUGUUUGAUUUAAAUCUCUUAUUCUCUUACUUCCUUUUACAGAAAAACAAAAACAUAUCGAUUUCAGUCAUAUCGCAACCAUGGCCGAUCGUUAUAUCCCAGAGCAUCGUCGAACUCAGUUCAAAGCAAAGAACACUUUCAAGCCUGAUGAAUUAAGACGUCGUCGCGAGGAACAACAAGUCGAGAUCAGAAAAGUCAAGCGUGAUGAGAAUCUUGCAAAGAGAAGAGGUAUUACAGCAGGAGAUGGAUCUUCACGACCGGGAGCCUCUUUGGGUGCUGAGCCUGAUAGUGAUGAUGAUACCGCCCCUACAGAGAGUCAGGUAAGUUGUGAUCGCGCAUACACAUUUCUAUCCAACUAGCACUCGCACACAUUAUUUCCCACAUUUGUUCUACACAGUCAUACCAAUACUUCUUUUCAAUAUACCCCACCACCAGGAACUUUCAAAUAGCUUUCAACUAUUUACUUUCCUUGGUGGGGUAGCAGCUGUUCCCUAGUGGUAAUGUUUUCGCUUCUGCGAUUGACCCUCUAUCACAGCUUUAUCGCGAACGUUAAUGCUAGGUUUCGGUUUCACAACCUGAACAAUAUCAUUGUUCCUUAUCAAAUACCCUGUCCAUGGCUAAUCAAGAUUUCUUUUCAAUAGUUGAACGAUGACCUUCCUUUAAUGGUACAAGGCGUAUUUUCCGAACAAAUAGAUGCACAAAUCCAAGCCACAACCAAAUUCAGAAAGUUACUUUCAAAAGAAAGAAACCCUCCUAUCGAGGAAGUUAUUAAGACUGGUGUCGUUUCACGAUUUGUCGAAUUCCUCCGUUCCCCUCACACACUUGUACAAUUCGAGGCAGCAUGGGCUCUUACAAAUAUCGCAUCUGGCUCUGCUCAACAAACCCAGGUUGUUAUUGAAGCUGGUGCCGUUCCAAUUUUCGUUGAGUUGCUCGGAAGUCACGAACCAGAUGUUAGAGAACAAGCCGUUUGGGCUUUAGGAAAUAUUGCUGGUGAUAGCCCAUCAUGCAGAGAUUAUGUUUUGGGAUGUGGUGCCCUUAAGCCUCUCCUCGCUCUUUUGGGUGAUAGCAGAAAGUUGAGCAUGCUCCGUAAUGCUACCUGGACUCUUAGCAACUUCUGUCGUGGAAAGACACCGCAACCUGAUUGGACUACCGUAAGGAUUCCCACUCUGCUCCCUUUAUUAUGCUAAGACUUACAAUUAUAGCAGAUUUUACCAGCUCUGCCAGUUUUGGCCAAGCUCGUUUAUUCUUUGGAUGAUGAAGUUUUGAUCGAUGCUUGUUGGGCAAUUUCAUAUCUUUCCGAUGGCGCCAAUGACAAGAUACAAGCUGUCAUCGAAGCUGGUAUUCCUCGUCGUCUCGUGGAAUUGUUGAUGCACGCCUCCACCUCGGUUCAAACCCCUGCUCUUCGUUCCGUUGGAAACAUCGUCACUGGUGAUGAUGUUCAAACCCAAGUUAUCAUUAACUGUGGUGCUCUCCCAGCUUUGUUGUCCCUUUUGAGCUCAGGAAAGGAUGGUAUUAGAAAGGAAGCUUGCUGGACCAUCUCCAACGUUACUGCUGGUAACUCUACUCAAAUUCAAGCAGUUAUCGAUGCCAACAUCAUCCCACCUCUUAUUCAUCUUUUGUCCAAUGGUGACCUCAAGACGCGCAAAGAAGCUUGUUGGGCAAUCUCAAAUGCUACCUCCGGUGGUCUUCAAAAACCAGAGCAAAUUCGUUACUUGGUUAACCAAGGUUGCAUCAAACCACUUUGCGACCUUUUGGCCUGCCCGGAUAACAAGAUCAUUCAGGUCGCUCUUGAUGGUCUUGAGAAUAUCUUGAAGGUUGGUGAGAUGGAUAAGGAUGCUGCCGGAGAAGGAACUGAGAGCAUCAACCGAUAUGCAUUGUUCAUCGAGGAAUGCCAUGGUAUGGAGAAGAUUCACGAUUGCCAAACCAACGCAAACGAAGAGAUCUACAUGAAGGCAUACAACAUGAUUGAAAAGUACUUCUCUGAUGAGGAAGAAGGUGCUGAUGAUGGUCAACCACAAAUCGCUGGUAAUACUUUUGGUUUUGGUACGAAUGGGGAACAAUCUGGUAACUUCAACUUCGCCAAUGGUGGGGAUACGAUGGAUAUGUAAACAUCUUUUAUGAGUCAACAAAUCCUCUAGCUUUUAGCUAUUCUUUCCAUUCCAAAAAUCCCCUAAUACGACUUCUAAUAAAAAUUGACAUCGUCGUCACCAACAAUAAAUCGGACCUAAAGUUUCGGCACCGAUAGUUCUCCUCAAUCUGCGAAUGCGAAUAAAAAACGCCAAAUUUAUCCACCCAAAGCACGUUUUCCCCCGAUGUGACCAACGAUUAGCGAAAGAUUCACCGUCAUGUAUUUUCCCUUUCUUACCGUUUUUACAACCAACAACCUCGGCACAUCCAGGCGUUUUUUUGAUCAGUUUCUUUCCCCGAGGUUCAUUCUGCCCCUUCUGUUCAUUUUUUCCAAAUUCAAAGUUUUUGCGACGCUGAGACAUGGUAGCUUGAAAGCGACAUGAUUCUCCCCACGGAGUUCAGAUGAAUAUUUUUUACGCAAUGACACAUUAGUGUGAUAUGAUGUGUGGUGAGUAUGGUAGCUUGAAAGCUCCUACUCUAAAUGAGAUGUUACGAGAUCAGGAUUUGGAUGAUGGAACAUUUCGGAGGGAGCAUAUUAUGAUGCGAUGGUUGGUGGCGGUGGUGGAUGAUUGGGUGGGCAAGAUGGAUGAAUGCAUGAAGGAAAGGAGGAGAGUAAGAGGGAUGAGAUAGCAUCACAAACAAGAUAUCAUAUGAAUGAAUGAUUGAUUGAUUAUAUUUGGUUGAUUUGGUGUAUGUGUCAUGGACUAGUCUGACUCGAUUAGGAACAUGAAGAAGGGGGGAGGAAAG
Messenger RNA from Sclerotinia trifoliorum, 2968 nucleotides. Lineage: Eukaryota; Fungi; Ascomycota; Leotiomycetes; Helotiales; Sclerotiniaceae. The record is from the annotation of a GenBank genome assembly.